This is a messenger RNA of Pangasianodon hypophthalmus (striped catfish), 3428 nucleotides long. Its product is annotated as Fc receptor-like protein 5. NCBI's taxonomy places the organism in Eukaryota, Metazoa, Chordata, Actinopteri, Siluriformes, Pangasiidae. The coding region runs from base 1 to 2472 and encodes 823 amino acids. Gene Ontology annotation, biological process: cell surface receptor signaling pathway. Gene Ontology annotation, molecular function: transmembrane signaling receptor activity. The record is from RefSeq and is a predicted model, not a curated record. The transcript has 12 exons.
AUGGUUCUGCCUAUGUGGACAGAGAGGGGACAAGGGGAGACAUCGGGGGAAAGGCUAGAAAUGAGAGACAGCCGACACUCGACCGUGCCCCUGCUGCCUCAGAGGUCCCCACAGCAAUAUCCGGUUUCCCUAAAUGUAAUUGAGAGUCCUAAACCUGUGGUGAUUAUAGAGCCUGAUACACAGGUGUUCAGAGGAGAGAGAGUGACUUUCAGGUGUAACAUACAGAGAGGAGGAGACACUGAGUGGACAUUUGACUGGAAUAAGAAUGAUCACACACUCUACUCAGACAGAACAACACAGGAGUUCAGCAUCAGCUCAGUUACAGACUCUGAUGGUGGUAAAUACACCUGCAGAGGGAGGAGAAGUGACUCUCAGAGCUCAGAGAUCAGUGAUCCUGUUACACUCUCUGUAUCAGAAAAACCUAAACCUAAACUCACAUCAGACCUUAAAGGAGCUGCACUGACAGGAAACUCAGUGACUCUGUCCUGUACACUGAAGCUGCAGUCUGCUGGAUGGAAGUUUUACUGGAUCAAACCCACACAGAGCACUGAGACUGAGACUGAAACACACUCCUACACCAUCAGAUCAGUUACAGUCUCUGAUGGAGGUCACUACAAGUGCAGAGCUGGAAGAGGAACCCCAGUUUACUACACAGACUACAGUGAUGCACUCUGGGUAAACGUUAUUGAGAGUCCUAAACCUGUGGUGAUUAUAGAGCCUGAUACACAGGUGUUCAGAGGAGAGAGAGUGACUUUCAGGUGUGACAUACAGAGAGGAGGAGACACUAAGUGGACAUACGACUGGUAUAGGGACGAUUACACAUUCUACCCAUCCCACACAACACAGGAGUUCAGCAUCUCUGUUAGAAAUGAUCACGGUGGUAAAUACACCUGCAGAGGGAGGAGAAGUGACUCUCAGAUCUCAGAGACAAGUGAUCCUGUUCCACUCUCUGUAUCAGAAAAACCCAAACCGACUGUGAGUGUGAAUCCUCAGCGCUCCGUCUACACUGAAGACAGAGUUACUCUGAGCUGUAAUCUGCAGUCUACUGGAUGGACUUUUCUCUGGUACCAAGGUUAUUGGCAAUUAAAAGCUCUGACCUCUGUAGCUACAGUGACCAACACACUCAUUGUGACAGUCUCUAAUGAAGGACAAAAAUAUUACUACUGUAAAGCAUGCAGGGGAAACUACAACUCAGAGAUCAGUUAUCCAGCCACGAUUACAGUGAGAGCGAGACCAAAGCCUGUAGUGAAAGUACAGGCAGCUGAGCGUGUGUUCAUUGGGGAAACCGUCACUUUCUCAUGUGAGAUACAGACUAGAGGAUCCUGGCAGUAUCACUGGUAUAGAAAUAAUAAAGAACUCAGUGAUGCUGCAGGAAAGAAAACAUACACAAUCUCUAAUGUUAAAGCCUCUGAUAAAGGUGAUUAUACAUGUAAAGGAACGAAGUCAUCAGACCCAAAAUACACACAGACCAGUGAUGCUGUUACACUGACUGUAUCAGAAAAACCUAAACCUGAACUCACAUCAGACCUUAAAGGAGCUGCACUGACAGGAAACUCAGUGACUCUGUCCUGUACACUGAAGCUGCAGUCUGCUGGAUGGAAGUUUUACUGGAUCAAACCCAGACAGAGCACUGAGACUGAGACUGAAACACACUCCUACUUCAUCAGAUCAGUUAGAGUCUCUGAUGGAGGUCAGUACAAGUGCAGAGCUGGAAGAGGAAACCAAGUCUACACACACUACAGUGAUGCACUCUGGGUAAAUGUUACUGGUGGAUCUCCUCCAGUGUCUCUGAUCAUCAGUCCCAGCAGAACUCAACACUUUACUGCUGACUCUCUCUCACUGAGCUGUGAGGACCAGAGUGACUCUACUGGAUGGACAGUGAGAGGAUACACACACAGUGAGACACUGUUCGAUUGUUCAUCAGUUUCAGGAUCUACAUGUAACAUCAGCUCCCUCUCUACAUCACACACUGGAGUUUACUGGUGUCAGUCUGAAUCUGGAGGACGCAGUAAUUCUGUCAACAUCACAGUGCACAAUGGUGAUUUGAUCCUGGAGAGUCCUGUCCAUCCUGUAACUGAGGGAAAUCCUCUGACUUUACGCUGUUUAAAUCGCUCAAAGAUCUUAGAUUCUGGUGCUGAUUUCUAUAAAGAUGAUUCAGUUCUCCAGAACCAGACUACAGGAGAGAUGACCAUCCACACUGUCUCAAAGUCAGAUGAAGGUUUCUACCACUGUAAACACCCAGAGAGAGGAGAGUCACCGAAAAGCUGGGUCUCAGUCAGAGGAUUUUCCCCUCCAGUUCUAGCACAUGGAGAAGCUCCAUCAUCGGUGCUGAAGCUCCUCAGCAGUGUCGUAGCGGCCUCUCCGUAUGUGCUGGUGACCAUCAUUCUGGCAGUGAAAUGUUCCAGAGCUCGAACUGACCCUGAUGAGGACAACAGACCGUACAGAGUGAUAGAAGCUGCAGCGUUUGUCUGACUGUCAGGUUUUUACAUUAUUUUUAUGUAACCAGGAUAAAAAGUAAAUAUUGUGAACGAUACAGGCUGAGACAUUUUGUUCAGUUGUUUAUUUUGUUUAUUGUCUAUAUUUUUUUUUCCUUUGUGUAAUAUGAAAAUGUAAAAGAUUAUGUUUAUUUAAUAUAUACAUUGUGUUUGAUUUAUUUAGUCAUGGAGAGUUAGGCAGCAUGACCUCAGGAGAUGGAGGAGUUAUUUAGUUAUUAGGAGUUAAAGUUAUUUAGGUGACAGACAUUUCUAGACAUGGGGUAUUGUCCGGGUUAGACUGAACAUUACUUUGACUAAGAGUUUAGCUUGGGUUUAGCCGACGACGCGCACCAGAAGUAGCUAAUUGCUGUUGCUAAGGCCUGAGCUCUUAUGGAGGAGGGACUGUGAAGGCUCGCUCACAAAGUGAACUGUAGGAACAGUCGCUUAUUGUUAAGAGGAAACAGUGGAAAUUGACGGGAAGAUCCAGAUACUGGUUUGGGUUUCCGGAACACUCAAACUUCCUCUGGCUCCGUGGGAUUCAUCGCAAGACUGAGACUUGGGUCGCUGAGGCUGACCUGGGACUGACAUCCCGUGCAUGUGUAGUGUGAACUGCGCCAUUGCCAGUGAGACUGUGAGUGAAUCUUUAUUUUGUCCGCUUUAGGAGUGAAGCAGCCAUUUACUUUCAGGCUACAAUGAACCCUAGCUUCACUACAGGCCUGUAACGUUUAUAGUAGUACUUUUUGUUUGCUUAUAUUCACCGGCUAUUUUUCUUUUAAUUGAAUUCACUCUACUGACUGAACUGAGGCUAGCAGUACUACAGUGUUUUAAUUUUAUAUAUCACCUGUAGGAUUUAUUAUUUCUUUGAGUGAACAAGUAAAUAGUUGAUUGGGUUUUUAUAACUACUGAGUGUUCGUGUUUUGUUUCUCUUAUUAAAGGGAAUUUUAUUAGUUGCGC